AUGGCGGGGCGGAGAGCUGCAAAUCCCGACGACAGGUGAGCUUCACACUACAACCACCACACCUCUCGCAUGUGUAGGUACUGUAACUAACAACCAUGUAGUCCACCAAAGCGAACCUCAUCAUACUUCCCCAUCACGACCACCCUCCUCACAUUCCUCUACAACAUCCUCCUCGCCCUCGCAAGCGCAACCUACCUCCCCCAUGAUCCCCUCUACAUCGGCCUAUCCACAUCCCUGUACGCCUGGGCAGGAACCAUCCUCAGCGUCUGUGGUCUCGCGGGCAUCGUAUUGGUACGCUCCAAUCCCAAACCUCUUCUUCUCCUUCUCCCCCUCCUUCUCCUUCUUCUCAGCUGACAACAACAUCUCCCUCCCCACCACAGAAACGCCCCACCCUCAUCACCUCCUUCUCCCACUUCCUCCUCAUCGACACCCUCCUCUCCACCCUCUCCCGCUUCCUCCUCCUGCACUUCCUCCUCGAAGCCUUCACCGACGCCAACCACCUCUGCUACGCCCCCACGCCGAGCAGCAGCGCCUCCCACCAACCCAUCAUCUGGAACCCCGAGAAUUCCAGACACGACAUCGUGACAUCGGUCAAAUGGCACAGGGAGAAUCUCUGGGGCAUGCAAGAGGAGAGUGCGAACCGGAGGAGAUGUGAAAUGGCGCUGGGUGCGGUACAGCUCGUCUUGGUGGGGCUUUGGAUUGCCAUGACGGUUGCGCAGGGUGCGUUGGCCGUGAGUAUGCGGCGGUUCGGGAAAGAGAUGGAGAUGGAGCAGAAGAAGAAGCUGUUGACGAGGAGAUGGGACGGAAAGACGAAGAAAUGGAGGAGAAGUCCACAUCCGGAUCCCGAGAAGGAGGCCAUGAUGCAGGGACUCUGA
Lecanosticta acicola is the source of this 875-nucleotide messenger RNA. NCBI's taxonomy places the organism in Eukaryota, Fungi, Ascomycota, Dothideomycetes, Mycosphaerellales, Mycosphaerellaceae. The record is from the annotation of a GenBank genome assembly.